GCCACAGCAAGAGGACGAGGAUCACAAGAAACCAUGGAUAAGCAAGCCAAUGGUUAUGGUGGUGCUGAAGAAACCAAGAGUAAAAUCCUCAUAUUUGGUGGAAGUGGAACUGCCUACUUGGGUACGUACAUGGUGAAGGCAAGCAUCAAGUCAGGCCAUCGAACUUUCGUGUACGCCCGACCCAUCACCCCACGAUCCUUUCAACACAAGAUCGACUUGCACGAUGAAUUCCGAUCCCUCGGUGUUACCGUCAUCGAGGGAGAGCUGGACGAGCAUGAAAAGAUCGUUGCAACGCUUGUGUUGAAAUGA
Messenger RNA from Hibiscus syriacus, 309 nucleotides. RefSeq names its product isoeugenol synthase 1-like. The coding region runs from base 34 to 309 and encodes 91 amino acids. The record is from RefSeq and is a predicted model, not a curated record. NCBI's taxonomy places the organism in Eukaryota, Viridiplantae, Streptophyta, Magnoliopsida, Malvales, Malvaceae. The transcript is spliced from 2 exons.